UCGGUAUAAACUGGGCCAUUGAUGAAUAUUGAAGCAAUAAAGAAUUAUGAGAUUUAUUGCCAUCUCAAUUACUAUGCAAUAAUACAUUAUUCCUCUUGCUUUCGUAUAUAAAAGGCAAUUAUGGUACGAUAUUUUCUUAAAUUUUCGUACAUUGGUACACAAUACAGGGGUUUGCAGAGACAAACUGGCGACAGUUUUAUACGGGACACAGAUUCUGUUCAAGGUGCUCUGGAAACUGCUUUAUUAACCAUCAUACCAAGAAGCCUGGUUAGACCAUCCAUAUGUCUUUCUAGCAGAACAGAUGCUGGAGUUCACGCUUUAUGCAACACAUGUCAUGUGGAACUUGAAAAUAAGUAUGGUCGUUUAUAUAAUACAUCAGAUAUAAAAAAAUAUGUUAACCGUUAUUUUGCCAAAUGUGGUCAUACCAUCAGAUUGCUGGAUUGUAUACCUGUCACAUAUGAUUUUCACACAAGGCAUUCUGUAAAAUCUCGAACUUAUAUAUAUAGAUUUAUGAUACCGAAAGAAUCUGAGGAGCAACGGAUAUCCCUUGCAGAAGCGAUACAUACUCACCAUCUUAGAGCAUAUGAUUUCGAUAUAGAUAGAGCGAAACGUGGUAUAAAAUUGUUUAUGGGAACAAAGGACUUUACUACGUUUAGUGCAAAAAAUGAGACAAAGCAUAAAAUCCAAUAUAUACGUUCCUUACAUUCUUUCACUUUGGAAGAGGCGCAGCCUUUAAUGCCGUUUGAUCCACUGUCCGAAAAUUUUACAUAUUGGCACUUUAUAUGCAGUGGAAAAUCUUUCUUGUACAAUCAGAUAAGACGAAUGGUCGGUGCUCUAUUUGCAUUAGGAUUAGGGAAAAUAACAGAGAAAGAUAUUACUGUGAUGUUACAAGUUCCUUCUCAUCAUAACUGGAAUCCUCGUGUUACACUUGCAUCACCGAAUGGCUUACAUCUAUUGAAUGUAGAAUACGAUCCAGAUGAAUUAAGAUAUUGUACCAUACUAGAAGAACAAAAAGAGAAACUGCAGUUGGAAGAACAAGAACAGGAAUUACAGUUGGAAGAGCAAAAGCAGAAACUUCAAUUGAAAGAAUGAAAAAAGAAAAAUAAUUGUUUAAGUAUUAGAACAUCGCAAUAGCUGCAAAAUAUUAUUUUAUGUGGUAAAAGAUGUGGAAACAAGAAUUUUCUCUCUUAACAAAAUAUAUCGUAUUUCAUAUGGUUUCUGAUGCAAGUAUAUCUGAAAAGUAAAAAUUAUUAUUAAC
Formica exsecta is the source of this 1258-nucleotide messenger RNA. RefSeq names its product tRNA pseudouridine synthase-like 1. Lineage: Eukaryota; Metazoa; Arthropoda; Insecta; Hymenoptera; Formicidae. The transcript has 7 exons. Gene Ontology annotation, molecular function: RNA binding; pseudouridine synthase activity. The record is from RefSeq and is a predicted model, not a curated record. The coding region runs from base 121 to 1092 and encodes 323 amino acids. Gene Ontology annotation, biological process: tRNA pseudouridine synthesis.